Messenger RNA from Spea bombifrons (plains spadefoot toad), 2380 nucleotides. It is a transcript of the gene TEC, whose product is annotated as tec protein tyrosine kinase. The transcript is spliced from 18 exons. The record is from RefSeq and is a predicted model, not a curated record. Gene Ontology annotation, molecular function: protein binding; ATP binding; non-membrane spanning protein tyrosine kinase activity. Bases 278 to 2170 code for a protein of 630 amino acids. Gene Ontology annotation, biological process: intracellular signal transduction; T cell receptor signaling pathway; adaptive immune response. Lineage: Eukaryota; Metazoa; Chordata; Amphibia; Anura; Pelobatidae.
CGUUCCAGUGACAGCUUCUGUGCCCAGUGAGUGUCACCCAUGUGACCUGUCACAGCAAGAGGGGUGGGAAGGCUUCUUAUUUCCCUUUCAUGCGAGCACAGAGGGCACCGCACACGCCUUUAGUUAUUUGCAAGAAGCAGUCGCAUACUUCCGCAGCAGCCUGCCAGCUGGGAGUUGGAGUUGUUCGCUUGCACUGUGCACCUGCAGCCCAGAUGUGACACCCAGUUUACAAGACUUGAUAUUCAAUGGCAGGGAAUCGCGUGGACGGGAAGUGGAAAUGAAUUCUGAAAUUAUCCUUGAAGAGCGUCUUAUUAAAAGGUCACAGCAAAAAAAGAGGACUUCUCCCCUCAAUUACAAGGAAAGAGUGUUUGUGCUAACAAAGUCGAAGCUGACGUACUAUGAGGUUCGCUCUGAGAAGAAAACUAAGAAAGGUUCAGUGGACAUUACAAAAGUCAAAUGUGUGGAAAUUGUAAAGAAUGGACUUGACACUGUGCCUUGCCAAAACAAGUAUGCAUUUCAAGUUGUCUACGAUAACAACACACUGUAUGUUUUUGCUCCAAGUGUUGAAAGCAGGUCCCAGUGGGUGAAGCUUCUAAAAGAGGGAAUAAAGAACAACAACUUAAUAUCAGCUAAAUAUCACACUCAGUUUUGGGCAGAUGGGGCUUAUCAGUGUUGCCGACAAACAGACAAGCUAGCACCGGGAUGUGAAGAAUAUAAUCUUUUUGGAGACAUUACACGGAAGCCUUUGCCACCAACUCCAGAUGAAAUCAGGUCAAGGCCUCCACCUCCAAGCCCUCCCAAGGAGGAACUCGAUGAAAAAGGGGAGAAUAAAGGAGAAAUCGUUAUUGCAAUGUUUGAUUUCCACUCAACUGAGUCACAGGAUCUGAGCCUAGUCUCUGGAGAAGAAUAUGUCAUUCUAGCAAAAAAGGAUGUCCAUUGGUGGAAAGCAAGAGAUAAGUAUGGGAAUGAAGGUUAUAUUCCAAGCAAUUAUGUGACAGAGAAGACAUUAGACAAUUUAGAUCAAUAUGUGUGGUACAGCAAAACUAUGAACAGAAGUAAAGCGGAACAACUCCUAAGAAAUGAGGAUAAAGAAGGAGGCUUUAUUGUUAGGGAUUCCAGCCAAGCAGGCUUAUAUACUGUGUCACUUUACACAAAAUAUGGAGGAGAAGGUUCCUCUUCAAUUAGGCACUACCACAUCAAAGAGACGGGCUUUCCAAAGCAGUACUACCUGGCAGAGAAGCAUGUCUUCAACACAAUCCCUGAAAUGAUCGAGUAUCACAAGCAUAAUGCAGCUGGUCUUGUAACCAGACUGCGAUACCCUGUAUGUUCCAAAGCAAAGUCAGCUCCGACGACAGCUGGAUUCAGUUAUGAUAAAUGGGAAAUAAACCCAUCUGAGCUCACAUUUAUGAAGGAACUUGGAAGUGGCGUAUUUGGUGUGGUGCGUCUUGGGAAAUGGCGAGCACAGUACAAAGUCGCAAUUAAAGCAAUUCGGGAAGGAGCGAUGUCUGAAGAAGACUUUAUAGAGGAAGCUAAAAUUAUGAUGAAACUUACCCAUCCCAAACUAGUCCAGCUUUAUGGAGUUUGUACACAACAAAGGCCAAUCUACAUAGUCACAGAAUUCAUGGAACAGGGCUGCCUCCUGAAUUACCUUCGCCAAAAGAGUGGAAGCUUUAGUACAGACUUUCUGCUGAGUAUGUGUCACGAUGUGUGCGAAGGAAUGAAGUACUUGGAAGCGAACAGCUUUAUACACCGUGACCUGGCUGCCAGGAACUGUUUGGUAAAUGAAGGCGUGGUAAAAGUGUCCGAUUUUGGAAUGACCAGGUAUGUUUUAGAUAACCAAUAUACAAGUUCUUGCGGAGCUAAAUUCCCUGUAAAAUGGUCCCCGCCGGAGGUUUUCAACUACAGCAAGUUCAGCAGUAAAUCCGAUGUCUGGUCAUUUGGUGUGUUAAUGUGGGAGGUGUUUACAGAAGGAAAAAUGCCGUUUGAGUCAUACACAAAUGCUGAGGUGGUGAGUAUGGUGACAAGAGGAGAGAGACUGUAUCGACCAAAACAGGCAACAAAAAGAAUAUACACAGUUAUGAUGGAGUGUUGGCAUGAGAGACCAGAAACACGACCUACAUUUUGUGACCUGUUGCUUGCAAUCGCUCAAAUACUAGAAGAAGACUUUUAGAAUGCUGUUACUGGAAUUCCCCAACAUUCUUCAACAUUGACUUGUUACGGACAUUGAUCUGGAGAAUCUGAACAUUCUGAAAACAGAAUCUCCUCUCAUGAAGGAUAUAUACAUUGAAUUUCAGUGGACUCUACUUGUUUUUUUUUAUUUGCCGUUAAUUAUUUUUAAUUACCACACUAAGAAGAUACCACUAAGGAUUACCGCUGGGUA